CCCGUCCUGUCAAGCGCACGGCACCAAACCUUCCCCUGGCUCUGUUCUACUUCAUCGCAGUCACUCCUUCUAUCCAGACCCCACUCCUCCCAUCAUUCGAUCUCUGUGCCCUCGUUGAACCGCUGAAGAUGGUGGACAGUAAGGUCCCUCAACCAGGACCGGCCAAGUUGAAGCGCAAUGCCGGCCCCGACGAAUGGCUCGAGGCCGCAAAGGAUUGCAAGUACCUGUCCGAGCCGCACAUGAAACAGCUUUGUGAGAUGGUCAAGGAAUUUAUGAUGGAAGAAUCGAACAUCCAACCCGUUUCAACGCCCGUCACCAUCUGCGGAGAUAUCCAUGGCCAAUUCUACGAUCUGCUAGAGCUCUUCCGAGUCUCUGGUGGCAUGCCCGACCAAUCGGACGUCGAGGCCCCGAAGACGUCGCCCUCCGUGAUCACCUCCGACGACCUCGAACCCCCCUCCUCCAUUUCGGACCCCAAGCUGCGGAAGAAACUAAGAAAGUCUGGAGGCUCGGAGGAUGCAGGCGAUGACUCCUCCAACGCCAGUCGCGAGCGAUCGUCGAGCGCCGGGUCGUCGGACAUCUCGGUAAACCGGAAUUUCGUCUUCCUGGGCGACUACGUCGACAGAGGAUAUUUCAGUUUGGAGACGUUGACCUUGCUAUUAUGCUUGAAGGCGAAGUUCCCGGAUCGAGUAACGCUGGUGCGCGGAAAUCACGAAUCUCGACAAAUCACCCAGGUGUAUGGAUUCUACGAGGAGUGCUUUCAGAAAUACGGCAAUGCGUCUGUGUGGAAGGCCUGUUGCCAGGUCUUUGACUUUAUGACGCUCGGAGCGAUUAUCGAUGGUCGGGUGCUGUGUGUGCACGGUGGAUUGAGUCCGGAAAUCAGAACUUUGGAUCAAGUGCGAGUGGUCGCGAGAGCCCAGGAGAUUCCCCACGAGGGUGCAUUCUGUGACCUGGUCUGGUCUGACCCGGAUGAUGUGGAGACGUGGGCUGUCAGUCCCAGAGGCGCCGGAUGGCUGUUCGGAGACAAGGUGGCCGAUGAAUUCUGCCACGUCAACGAUUUAACACUGAUCGCCCGAGCGCAUCAGCUGGUCAACGAAGGCUACAAGUACCACUUCGCCAACCAGAACGUGGUGACCGUGUGGAGCGCGCCGAACUACUGCUACCGCUGCGGCAAUCUGGCGUCGGUGUGCGAGGUCGGGGAGGACCUACGACCGACGUUCAAACUCUUCAGUGCGGUCAGCGACGACCAACGACACGUUCCGACAGCGCGGCCGGGCCGCAGCGAGUACUUCUUGUAAAAAAGAUUUGUUUCCUGGUUGUCUUUUCGGCGCGUUCGUGGUCAGACUGUAACUCACGAGGGGAUGCACCGGCGCUGGCGUUCGGAGUAAAUAUGGACAUGGCGAUACUCUUCGGUUGAGGGUGACCAUUCUAUAUAACGAUUUAGAGUCCAAUAAUGAUUUGUUGAUGAUUG
This is a messenger RNA of Aspergillus steynii IBT 23096, 1468 nucleotides long. RefSeq names its product TOR signaling pathway phosphatase SitA (gene sitA). Gene Ontology annotation, molecular function: protein serine/threonine phosphatase activity. NCBI's taxonomy places the organism in Eukaryota, Fungi, Ascomycota, Eurotiomycetes, Eurotiales, Aspergillaceae. Gene Ontology annotation, biological process: G1/S transition of mitotic cell cycle; peptidyl-serine dephosphorylation. Gene Ontology annotation, cellular component: cytoplasm. Bases 129 to 1295 code for a protein of 388 amino acids. The record is from RefSeq and is a predicted model, not a curated record. The transcript has 4 exons.